Messenger RNA from Pseudonaja textilis, 5953 nucleotides. The record is from RefSeq and is a predicted model, not a curated record. NCBI's taxonomy places the organism in Eukaryota, Metazoa, Chordata, Lepidosauria, Squamata, Elapidae.
AGAUAUAGGCGGGUAGGACGGCUUGAGCGCCGAGAGCUCGGUUGGCAGUCGGUCUUCUCCUCCACCUCGGAGCCAGGGACUCCUUCCUCGAGGCGGGGCAGUCUCCCGCCCGCCUCAGCCCCCUUUUAGGGAGGAAAGGAAAGGAAGGAAGGCAAUAGGGAGGGGCGGAAAGAACAGAAGCAAAGAGGAGCCUCUUCUCGACUGGGGUGGAGGGAGCGAGCGCGACGGCGGCUCCUCGCGGGAACAAAGAGGCGCGAAAACGCGAAGGCUGAGGGGGGAAAGGGGGGCACUCCUCGUCUCGCUCCAACGGCCGCGGAGAUGAAAGAAGAGUGAAAAGGCAUGGAUAUAACAUGAAUUACUUAACACAUUCAGAAAAAAUAGGAAUUAUUUCUCAGUUAGCUAAAUAAAAUGGAUGAGUCGGUCUUAUUGGAUCUGUUGGAGUGUCCUGUCUGUUUAGAACGUCUGGAUGCUUCUGCAAAAGUCUUGCCUUGUCAACAUACAUUUUGUAAAAGAUGUCUCUUGGGCAUUGUGAGCUCACGCAAUGAGCUUCGUUGUCCUGAAUGUAGGACAUUAGUAGACUGCAAUGUUGAUGACCUUCCUAAUAAUAUUUUGCUUGUUCGACUACUAGAUGGCAUCAAACAAAGGCCUCAGAAAUUGACUAAUUUAAUGACAUGCACAAAUUUAUUAAGGGCCCAAACUAGCACUGUUGCUAAUUGCAUUCAAAAAGACCUACAUAGUUCUCAAAGUGUCCAGCAACAGAGAGUACAAGCACGAAGUCCACCUGUUAGGGGUGUACCUCAGUUACCUUGUGCCAAAGCAUUAUAUAACUAUGAGGGGAAAGAGCCUGGAGAUCUUAAAUUCAACAAAGGUGACAUCAUCAUAUUACGUCGGCAAGUUGAUGAAAAUUGGUAUCAUGGAGAAGUUAAUGGUAUCCAUGGAUUUUUUCCUACCAAUUUUGUCCAGAUAAUUAAACCAUUACCUCAACCUCCACCUCAGUGCAAAGCACUUUAUGACUUUGAAGUUAAGGACAAGGAAGCUGACAAGGAUUGUUUACCCUUUUCAAAGGAUGAUAUUCUUACUGUAAUUCGCCGUGUAGAUGAAAAUUGGGCUGAAGGAAUGUUGGCUGACAAAAUUGGAAUAUUUCCUAUUUCAUAUGUUGAGUUUAACUCAACAGCAAAACAACUUAUUGAACUAGACAAACCAUCAGUUUCUACAGUAGAUUCUGGAGAAGGCACUUCUGGUACAUCUCAUUGCAAUUCAGUUCAAAAGCAUACUGAGGUAAAGAAGAACACAAAAAAACGCCAUUCUUUUACUUCCCUUACCAUGUCCAAUAAGGCUUCACAGUCUUCUCAAAAUCGUCAUUCAGUGGAAAUCAGCCCUCCUGUUCUCAUCAGCUCCAGUAAUCCAACUGCUGCAGCACGGAUAACUGAGCUUUCAGGCCUUUCUUGUAGUGCACCUUCUCAGGUUCACAUUAGUACCACAGGAUUAAUUGUAACCCCACCACCCAGCAGUCCGGUAACAACAGGACAUUCAUUUACCUUUCCACCUGAAGUCACUUACCAAGCUGCUUUUGCUGUGAGUAGUAUUAAUCCACCUGUCCCACCACCCCCACCACCUGUCUUAUCUGCUGCAAUAAUUGCCUCUAAUCCUACGUGCCUGCCUUUGGGGUCAAUUCAGAAGUCAACAUCUGCAUUGACCGAGCAAAUAUCACAUUUGAGAGCACAGACAAGACCAAGUGUGUAUAUUGCUAUUUAUCCAUACACUCCUAGAAAAGAAGAUGAACUGGAAUUGAGAAAAGGUGAAAUGUUUUUGGUGUUUGAACGUUGUCAGGAUGGCUGGUUUAAAGGAACUUCCAUGCAUACCAGCAAAAUUGGUGUAUUCCCUGGAAAUUAUGUGGCACCAGUUACAAGGCCAAUGACAAGUGCCUCCCAAGCAAAAAUACCUGUAUCUACUGCUGGCCAGACAGGGCGAGUAGUGACCAUGGUCAAUGCUUCCACUGCUGGAGGAACAGUGCAAAAACUUCAGGGAAAUGGUGUGACAGUGACUUCUGAUACAAUACCAACAGUCUCUGCUGCACAUAUACAAAAGAGUCCACAAUCCAAGAUCAUUAUGCAUAUGUCCAGUCAAAUGACAUUGAAUCAAGCUCGCAAUGCAGUUAGAACAGUUGCAAUUCAUAGCCAAGAAAGACCGACAGCCACUGUAACACCAAUUCAAACUCAGAAUUCAGCAUGCCUUAUUCCUGCUGCUGUAAUUAUUCCACACCAUCCUGUUGCCUCCCAACAGCUACAACCUCAAUUUCCAAAUGCUGCUGCUUAUAUCACAGCUGUAAAUAUCAACCGAGCAAAUGUCCCAUUGGCUUGCACAACUUCUUCAUUAAGUUCUCCUAGCACUUCUGUAUCGGUAGAUGGAGAUUCAAGUGGGAAAAUUGUGACUGUUCAUACGGGAGCUCCAGCUUCCCCAGAGAAUACCUUGACUGCUGGAGGUACUCCUAUGCUGAGUAAAACAGAGAGAGAUGGAAAGAAAGAAAAAAAGGGGUUGCUAAAGUUACUUUCAGGAGCAUCUACUAAGCGUAAACUUAGAGCAUCACCACCAUCAUCCCCAACUCUCGAAGUUGAGCUGGCAACUACAGAACUCUCCCUUCAGGGUGCUGUAGGGCCAGAAAUUCCAUCGAUUUCUGGUCAAGGAAGAGCAGACACUUGCUCCAUGGACAGUGAAUCCCCUACAAUAGUGCUGGAGAAUACUCACUGCAAAACAAGUUCUUUGGAUUCUAAUAUACCUGUAGUUCCUCCUCCAAGGCAACCAUGCUCAUCAUUGGCUCCAGUGUCAAAUGAAUCCAGAUCUGUAAUCUAUGAACGAUACAGAGUAGUGGUAUCCUACCCGCCUCAGAGUGAAGCUGAACUUGAACUUAAAGAAGGAGAUGUUGUUUUUGUUCAUAAAAAACAUGAAGAUGGCUGGUUCAAAGGCACAUUGCAGCGAAAUGGAAAAACUGGCCUUUUUCCUGGAAGCUUUGUGGAGAGUAUCUGAGAAAACUAAUUUGAAACAUUUCAACUCUCACAGCACUAUAAAACAAAGAGAUUGCAGCCAUGGAAGGCUGGAGCAUAAACAAAUUUAUGUUUAUGUUUUUCAGUAUCCUUACAGCACAAUUCUGGUAGCAAAGAUUAAAAUAGUUGCUUUUUAUCAUUUUGAAUUAUUGAGUGUAACGUGUGCCUUGUAAUGUCUCAUUUAUUCUUCAGAGGAUUUUAAAAUGUGUGUGUGUGUGUAUACACAUACAUAUGAUAAAAGCUUAUUGUUUACAAGGCUGUAACUAAUUUAUUCAUUUUUCUAAACUUGAAUUCUGUUUAAUAGCUAAAGUUUGGUGAUUAUGAUUAACAAGUUAUUUAUAAGAUAAGGAGAAGCUGGAUUCUUUUCUUGCAAAAAGAUAUAAUGUCAGGUGGCUUUUUCCAACAGUGGGUGACAGUGAAGUAGGUUUUUUUUAAUGGGUUAAUGUUGGCUAUAAUGAUGGUGAUGUGAUAUCAGAUUGAAUCAUGCACACUGGGGUAAAAUGAUAUUGUGGAUUUGUUUUAUUUAGGGUGAGAAAUUAUCUGUCAAUAACAAGUCUUAAUGUCUCAGAUAGAAACAUUUCUGAUGAAACAUUUGUAAAAGGCAAUUAAACAGCUAUGUAGCAUUGUUAACAUUUUUCAAAGUGAGAAUAGAAUAUAUAAAAUAUACCAGAAAUUGGGAACAUCAACUUCCACUAGCAUCUAUUUGUCGAGUAGUUUUGGAUAUGUGUUUUCCUUUGUAGAUUUGUCUAGUUCUUUGAGUCCAUAACAUAGAGAAUGUAAACGAGUUAAGAUAGAUUUAAUGCAAAACAACUGGAAGAAUGGAAUAUAAUUGUGAUAAUUGAUAGAAUCAAAAUUUAAAUUCAGGUUGCACUCACUGUCUAAAUAUGCCAAUAAAUGUUCGCUUCUUUACAUUUUCAAACUGAUUUGCAUGGCUGAGACAAAUUACCUUGUUUGAGCAAUAGUGGUGGUAAGUGAUAUACUUGUGUUUUUAAAGUAAAGGCUGUAAGAACACUGUGAAAUUUUUGCUAAUUUUGAAACUGUUGCUAUUUUUAUAUGUCUUGAGUUGUCAAUGUCUUGCAUGCAUUAUCACAUUCAUACAGGUAUACAAAACAGCGCAUGACUGACUAUAGAGUUUAUUAUACUGUACCGUUAUGAUGAACUGGAUGUUAAAUAACCAGUUACCUGCUAGUGUGAAAACCACUGACCAAAAACUAGUGAGUAAUUGGAUGCUACUGUAUAAAGAAUAUUCUCACUAUUCAGCAUAAUUCCAGCCAUGGAUAUUUUAAAGCACAAGAGUUUUGUGGAGCAUAUUCUCUACUUAAUUUCAGACUUUGAAGAAGAUUCAAAUAUUCAGUUUCCCCUCUCAUUAUUUUUGCAUUCUUAGUUUGGAAAUAAAUGUUCUAAGGAAGGAAAACUGCCAUUUAACUUUUUUUUAUCCUUUGCUGAAUAUCCUCUGCUGAGAAGCUGUUCCCUCCUAAACAAUGAAUGUUAUCAAUUAUAAACCAAUGAACAUUACAAAUUAUUACCAAUGAACAAUUAUAUUUAAAAAUUAUAGCCUUUUAAAACUUAGAAUCUGUUGAGGUGGACUAGUAGAAAUCUCCUAUUCUCUAGUGAUCUGCUAACAUUUCUGGACAUUACUCUGCCUUUCCCUCUUCAAGCUAAUUAGUCCUAAGAGAGAGGAGCAUGUUAGCAAGAUUAAAAAAAUAAUCUUGUGAAGUCUUUUGAUCCCUUCCCAAACUGAAUUCUAUACCACAAAAAAUGUCAAAUCUCAUGGAUUUAGUUGCUGGGAAGGGAAUGGGUUUAUAAUAGUUACACUGGACCUUUUAGUAGACCUGAAAUUGUCAUUUAUUCUGUACAUGAUUCUUGUCAGGAAACUACGAUUACAGUAUUUCAAUAUUAUCGCAUAUUCAAACUAUUAUUACUAUUAUUAUUGGCACAAGACUAUCUUCAUGCCAUUGCUUGACAGUGGCAAUCUUGUUACAUUUAGCUUACCUAAUUUCUGUAUAACAUUUAGAUUAUUUUGGCAGACCUCUUCUUUAAGUAUAUGAUAGGAAGAAAUUCUAUAGGUAAUUACCUUGAAAUAGUAACCUGCCCAUGAGAAAGAUUGACCUGUAAAUUUCUAUCUAUUACGAAGCUGCUCAAGAUUAUGAAUUCAGUUACCAAAAUUGUGGGUAACCUUAAACUCAGUAUCUUUUCUUUAAUAACCAGGUAGUGCGAAUUUAAAAAUCUUUGUUUUCCGACAAGAAUGAGACUUUAAUAUUAAAGGAAAUGCAUGUUGUAUUAAAGUGAAGAAUUCAAAAUAGUUGAUGAUUAAUGAUUUUCAUGUAAAACACAAAUGAUUUUUUAAAUAUAUAAAUGGGAGAAAAUAAUUGGUAGUUGAAAUGGUUUCUUCCAAUAUCAAGUAGUUUCAUUAUUAUUUUAAUAUAUUGAAAACAUUCCUUAAAUGAUACACUGAACAAUACAAUUCUGUGGAAUUUAAAAAGCUUGGUUUACUUGAAUGUUUAUAUGAUGUACAAACUAUUUGAAAUGAACUUUAAUAAGGAAAUGCUGGCAUCAACUUUCAUCAGCACCUAUUGACACUUAUGUGUCAAUCUUAUUUUCAUGUAUUAGUAGAUUUAUAUGUGAGAGACUACUACAAAGAAUCUUCUCCACAUGGUAGCAUAUCUGUGUGUCACAGGUACCUCUGUUUCAAGAUUUUAUUAUAUAAUGUCUAUCAAAAAUAUAAAUUAAUACGAUAAUGUUCUUACAGUAUAAUACAUUUUCUAAUAACUUUUUAAGAAAAUGGAUCAUGUUUUAUUUUAAAGGCUUGUUAUACACCGUACAACAAUUUUUUAAAAUGCAGUUUUCAUGUCACAUGACCUUUAUAAUGUUUGUGGGACUUGGAUUGGUUUUUAGGAUUGCGUGUAAUUGAA